AUGACCGAGUUGAAGGAGCGCAGGUACCUCAUUCGGAAGCCUCGAGCUCUGCAAUACUUCCACCGCGGCCAGUUUAAGCGAGAGCUUGAGAAAGAGCGGGUGGCUGGGAGGUUUGAGCUGUUCUUGGACUUGCUUUAUGUCGCGAUUAUCGCCAACUUCUCAGACGACCUGACCGGCGAACCAACCGGCGCAAAUCUGGUCAAAUUCAUUCUCAUCUUUGCUCCUGCAUGGCAUGCUUGGGCCGACGCCAAAGAGAAUGCGAACAACUAUUACAAUGACGAUGUCCUCCAGCGCACCGGCGUGCUCUGGAUUAUGGCCCUGCUCGUUGUCUACGGCAACAAUGCUGUCUAUGUUGCCGAAGACCCCGCAGCGAUGCGUCUGACCGUGGCGACGUACAUGGUGCUUCGCUUCUCCCAGAUCUGCUUCUAUGCACUGUACAGCAUUGCCAGCCAUCAUCACCGGACUCAGAACAGGGCGUACUUUCUGAUGAUCUUGGUUGGACUGUGCAUCUGGAUCCCGCUCCUGUUCGAAUCGAUCAGUCUUCGGGCCAAGGCUGGUAUCGCCGUCGUGGGGAUCCUCUACGAGAGGCUCGAGCAGGAGGCUACCUAUGUCCUGACCUUUGGGCCUUGGAUCGCUCGUUGGUUGGGUCUGGAGUAUACCACGGCCGUUGACAUCGACCAUGAAAAUGAUCGCCACGCUGCAUUCACGAUCCUGGUGCUGGGUGAAUUCACGUACGCCAUCCUGGUAGGGUCGCCUGCGGAAGGGGCCAUCACGCUCAAGACCCUCCGAGCCGUCGAGACUCUGAUCAUCGCGUUCUGUUUCAAUUCGAUGUAUGACUACUGCGAUGGUGGUACCGAGAGUACUCACCCCAUUCGUCGCGCCGUCUGGAGUGCGUUCGGUUGGCUCUUGAUCCAUUUACCGCUGUCUGCUGGUCUGAUGGUAGGUGGGCACGUCUGCGCUGCCACCGUUCCCGAGGACGAGCUGAAUGCCGGCCAACGCUGGCUAUGGGGCGGUGGCUUGGGCUUGGGAACAUUCUGUCUGUUCCUGAUCGCCGCCAUGUACAAAGACGAGGACCCCCCUGGGUUUUUGCUACUCUCCAAGGCAUGUCACUCAUUCGAACUUGACAAGCGUGCGCGGACGACUAACAUGUGA
Molecule: messenger RNA, 1152 nt
Organism: Cladophialophora carrionii CBS 160.54
Lineage: Eukaryota; Fungi; Ascomycota; Eurotiomycetes; Chaetothyriales; Herpotrichiellaceae
Exons: 5
Coding region: 1-1152 (383 amino acids)
Source: RefSeq, a predicted model, not a curated record